GGGCUACUUUGGAACUCCGGCGAUGAUCUUCAAACGCCCCAGCAAGGACGGCCCACAGGAAGCGACGAGUCUACCAGCUUUUUGCUGGUUUCACUUCAGAACCAGUGUGAUUGACAUCUUCAUCCUCCGGGGCUUGAAGGGCAUGGUGCUUUCAGCUUCAUUUGUGAUGAGCAGGUACAGCUUCCCUGCAACCACAAACACUUCGGUUCUUGGAGUCCUAUUCAUGGUGAUGCUCAUAUACCUCAUUAUGAACGUCACAUCCUGGCUCGUCUUUUCUGUGAUCUUUGGCAGGCUCUUGUACAAUGAAACUACCCCAACCAGCAGUGCUUACCACUCCACGACAGUCACGCGGUGGUUCACAUCUAUCAUGCUCCAAAAACAUAUUUUCACUUCGCCCUUUCGUACGGUGGGAAGCUGCUGGCAUGCAAAUCACUUCCGGCUGCGAGGUGCUCGGAUUGGGAAGCGCUUCUUCUGCGUGCAUGACAUUGCCCUGAUUGAUGCACCUUUCAUCUCAAUCGGAGAUGAUGUGAUCGUAGACUAUGAUGCAGACAUCAGGUGCCACUCUUUCGAGGACCGUCAGUUGAAGUUUUCUCCGGUCAAGAUUGGCAACGGAGCAAGGAUCAUGGCAGCAGCCAAGGUUGCCAGGAGUGACGUCGGUGAGGGAGCCGUGCUACGACCAUCAAGUGUCACUUGGAAGGGCAGCAACCUUGAAGCGAACAGAGUCUAUCAGGGCGCACCUGCAGUGGAAGUGUGUGCAUUCAAACCAUAGCCCUGGGCGCAGGUGCCAGGAGCUUUGACAUCCCGACACUUCAAUCGUUUGACGUGGAACGUUUGAAGUGGAAUUGUGAGCGGCACAGCGGGUGGCGUAUAGGAGUGUGCAUUUCUUUUUUUGGAACUUUGCAUUUUGUACACCCAAUAGAUGGGUUCAGGUGCUUGGUUCAAUCAUGUAGACAGACUUUAGUCUGGAACCUGUAUAGUGCAGAAAAGUUCGUGAGCUCUCUGGCUGACAAGCGCUGGACUCACGAGUUUUCACGUCCCGACACUUUAACCGUUUGAAGCGGAACGUUUAAAGCGGCAAUUGUGCACGGUUGCGCGGGUUGCGUAUAGGAGUGCACAUCUUUUUUUGGAACUUUGCACUUUGUACACCCGAUAGAUGGGUUCAGGUGCUUGGUUUUUAAUUGGACACACUUUAGCCUGGAACCUGUAUAGUGCAGAAAAGUUCUUGAGCUCUCUGGCUGACAAACGCUGGACUCAGGAGUUUACGUCCCGACACUUUAACCGUUCGAAGGCAACUUUUAAAGCGGAAUGUC
Molecule: messenger RNA, 1310 nt
Organism: Cladocopium goreaui
Lineage: Eukaryota; Dinophyceae; Suessiales; Symbiodiniaceae
Source: the annotation of a GenBank genome assembly